Molecule: messenger RNA, 756 nt
Organism: Triplophysa dalaica
Lineage: Eukaryota; Metazoa; Chordata; Actinopteri; Cypriniformes; Nemacheilidae
Gene: uxt
Product: ubiquitously-expressed, prefoldin-like chaperone
Exons: 6
Coding region: 204-668 (154 amino acids)
Biological process (GO): negative regulation of transcription by RNA polymerase II
Molecular function (GO): transcription corepressor activity
Source: RefSeq, a predicted model, not a curated record
UUCCGGUUAAUUGUAAACAAGUGGAGAGCCACAUGAAGACAUUCGCCUCGGAACGUUUUCAUACUGAAACUAUUUAAUCGAAACAUAUUGCGCUAAAUAACGUUAAAUGACAUUUUUGUAGUUUAGUGCACGUUAGGGUUAGAUACGUUGAAUAACACUCAAGUCAAUUUCGCACUUCUACCAUAUUUUUCUGCUACCAUAUCAUGACUUCUGGGAAAAACAGUAUUGAAAAAGUAUUGCAGUAUGAAACUUUUAUUAAUGACGUAUUGAGGAAGGACUUACAGAGUGUGUUGGAGCAAAGAGAUGGUGUGUAUGAAAAAAUAGCACAAUACCUGCAGCUCAAGAAUACAAUUAAAAACAUUCAGGAAGCUGACAGCAAAGAACUCAAAACAGAUGUUGACCUUGGAUGCAAUUUCUACGUACAGGCUCAUGUACCCGAUACAUCAAAAAUAAAUGUGGCAGUUGGAUAUGGAUUCUUUGUCGAGUUCACAUAUGCUGAGGCUUUGAAGUUCAUAGAAAAGAAGACGAAUCAGCUCACAGAGUAUACUGAAGUUCUUACCAAAGACGCAGCAAAAAUAAAGGCCAAUAUUCGCAUGGUUCUGGAGGGAUUAAGGGAGUUGCAAGACCUGAAGGAUCUUCCGGAGACCAGUCGCAGAGAAGUGUUUUAGUAUAUAACUAAUAAAAGUAUAAAGUGGCUUCUUUUGUUCCGCACUUAUGAGUGUCAUCAUGUUUGUAAUAAACUAUGUAAGCAAUCUA